GCGACGUGUCCUCGACUUGUGGUCGUCGUCAUCUCACCUGGCUUCCCGCCUGUGCUCCCCUACACCUCCAGAUUCGUAAUCUCUCAGAAAAUGCGCAUUCCGCAUUGUCGGUCGUUCGCGCUGCCAACUAUGCACCGCCCGAGCUUAAGUUUCAGAUGUGCCUGGGGGCCCAGGCCCAGUCGUCGAGACGUUCUACGUCCUCCAAGAGAACCUUACCGGUCGCCACGAGACGACUGCCGCCACUCCACUCCGGACUGGUAAGCCGAGUGAUGCUUUCGCUCGCUCGACGGCCGACGCGGGCCGGGUCCCCGUUUUUCUCGCCGCUGGGCCGCAUUUCACGGGAUGCCCAGUGCCGUAUUCACUCGACUGGACCAACGUGAAACUCGUAGAUGUAUUCGUCGCCAGUGCACACAAUGUCUCUUUUUGUUACGUCUAAAAUUUAAAUUAAGUUUUUAAAUCUCUUUUCCUCCUCGUUUUUUCACUCUUAAUGCUUAUGUGUCAGAUAAUAGAUAUUUUUCUUUCUUCACUCCUAAUCCUUUUGACUACGGCCGUAGUAUAACAAUCUUUCUAGUAUCUGGUAAUCCGUCAGUAUCUGGAAAUCACGUCAGAAUUAGUCGUUAAAUCUUGUUCAAUAUAAGAUCCACGAUUUUUGUCGCGAAUUUAUAAAUAUCGAUUCUCUCAUAAAUUUACAUGCGUUAUUGAGCCAAUGUUUCAACAUUUAUCACUAAUCACGUGAGCCCCGAUAUGUGUAACUCACGUCAAAAUCGGAUACUAACAA
Formica exsecta is the source of this 778-nucleotide messenger RNA. RefSeq lists its product as uncharacterized. Lineage: Eukaryota; Metazoa; Arthropoda; Insecta; Hymenoptera; Formicidae. The record is from RefSeq and is a predicted model, not a curated record.